Messenger RNA from Lolium rigidum, 1022 nucleotides. Its product is annotated as mitochondrial import inner membrane translocase subunit TIM22-3-like. Gene Ontology annotation, cellular component: chloroplast envelope; TIM22 mitochondrial import inner membrane insertion complex. NCBI's taxonomy places the organism in Eukaryota, Viridiplantae, Streptophyta, Magnoliopsida, Poales, Poaceae. The coding region runs from base 62 to 739 and encodes 225 amino acids. Gene Ontology annotation, biological process: protein targeting to chloroplast; protein insertion into mitochondrial inner membrane. Gene Ontology annotation, molecular function: transmembrane protein transporter activity. The transcript is spliced from 5 exons. The record is from RefSeq and is a predicted model, not a curated record.
UGACGAGGCGCUGCUGCUAAGAACAGACGCGAACGGCAGUGAGCACGAGAGGCGGCCAGCCAUGGCGAGCGGCAAACCGAGGCCGGACGACAAUUACUCCUCCGACGGCGGCGACACCACCGACGCCGACUCCUCCGACGAGUCCCCGCAGCCGCCGCGGAAGGGCCUUCGCGCCAACCCCAUCCUGACGCGCCUCUCCGUGUCGCGGAACCCGAGCCCGCUCUCCGCCGCCACCGCGGCGCCCGGGGUCUGCCUCCUGCGCUUCGCCUGGGAGUCGGCCGCCGGAUCCCUCGUCGGCGCCGUCGUCGGAUACGGAAAAGGUUUGGUUACUGCAAAGGGGUUUAAAGGCUCGUUUGCUGAUGCCGCGUCUUCUGCUAAGAUAUUUGCUGUUCUUGCUGGCGUCCAAAGUUUGGUUUCUUGCUCUUUGAGACAGCUACGUGGAAAAGAUGAUGUUAUUAAUGCAGGAGUUGCAGGUUGUUGCACUGGUCUUGCUUUGAGUUUUCCAGGUGCACCACAAACUCUAAUUCAGAGCUGCCUGGCCUUUGGAACUUUCUCAUACAUCAUAGAAAAGCUCAAUAAACAGCAACCCGCGCUUGCACUCCCGUCAGCCACUGGCUCAAAUGAUCUGAAGGCUGGACAGACUGUUCUUCCUCCCUUCACGCUUCAUAUUCCGCAUGAUGCGAUGGACGGAUUCUCGUCGUUUCAAAACAUUCUGUCGAAGUUCCGAGAAAACAAGUGAACGACCUGGAGACUGUAGCUUCAAUGUUGCACUGUGGGUUGUGGCCAUGUAAAUGCAUCAAGCUGAGCGUUUUGUUUCCUGUUUAGUGUAUCACUAAAGAUGAUUAUUCUACCCUUUUGUUGAACAGUUUUGCAAAUUGCCCUCCAGAAAAGAAAGCAGCUUAGCUUGUGUUCUACCGGAUGAAUAACCUUUUCGAACCUGCAUAGCAGAUUGCCUGAACUUUGUGAUAGUCUUUGCUAGUGAAUCCUCUUGUAUAUAUAUAAGACCCAGUACAGUUUCAUCA